AUGCUGCCAAUGAGGUGCAGAUUUCAAUCGAUCAUCAAGUUGUUGUCCAUCAGAAAUAUUCCUCUGCCGAGCAGUCAAUCAGACUGGAACGCUUUCUAUCUAGCUAACACUGCCUUUUAUCUACCUGGCACUGUCUUCUAUCUAGCUGGAACUAACUUUUAUCUAGCUGGAACUGCUUUCUAUCUAGCUGAAACUGCCUUUUAUCUAGCUGGAAUUGCUUUCUAUCUAGCUGGAAGUGCCUUCUAUCUAGCUGGAACUGCCUUCAAUUUAGCUGGCACUGCUUUCUUUCUAGCUGGCACUGCCUUCUAUCUAGCUGGCACAGCUUUCUAUUUAGAUGACACUGCCUUCUAUCUAGCUGGCACUGCCUUCUAUCUAGCAGGCACUGCUUUCUAUCUAGUUGGAACUGCCUUCUUUCAAGCUGGCACUGCUUUCUAUUUAGCUGGCACUAGCUGA
Molecule: messenger RNA, 453 nt
Organism: Helobdella robusta
Lineage: Eukaryota; Metazoa; Annelida; Clitellata; Rhynchobdellida; Glossiphoniidae
Exons: 2
Coding region: 1-453 (150 amino acids)
Source: RefSeq, a predicted model, not a curated record